GGAUUCAGAUGUGCUGCUGCUGUCAGAUUUUCUGGAGAGUCCACACUGCAGACUGGAGACUCUGAGGUCAGACACCAUUUUUUCCUUCUGUGUUGAGAUUAAUAUGAUGUGAAAGUUGUGGUGACACUAAAGUGCAGACAUAAGGCUGAUGUUAUACUGAUCCACACUGAAGAUUAAAGUCUCUUUUCUUCUUCAGUGGUUUAGUCCAUUGACUGUGGCAGAGCAAUGUUGAGCUCCACAUUUAAAAGCUCAAUAUAACCAGAGACAUCUCCACUGGAUAAUUCACCCUGAACCUCUUUGUUACGUCCCGGCUCGAUAGGUAAAGAAAGCAACAUAAACUGGAUGUUUUUGGUGAAAAGGUGUUUAAUUGGAAAGUUAGAGUUUAACACAAAUGUAGAACCACAGUAAAGGGCCUUCUGGGUUCUGCUUAAACUAUAAAAACAACAGAACAGAAAGAGGUCUCCACUAAGAGAGACUUAUCAAUGUUAUCAAGCUACAGAAAAUAAAGUGAAACAAAAGAAGAUCUCUCAUCAGCUGCGUGAAGGCCGCAUGGCCGUCUGCAGUCGGUCUGUGUGAUGCGGAGGAAAUGUGUGAGAGGGCGACCGCUGACUCAGCAGAGACAGCGGCGGGCCCAGGAAAAAGCUCUUUAGGGCUCUGUUUGUGUUUUAUUUUAAAACAGCUGGGGUUUCAAACAACAGUGCAAACUGAACAGGCACAGGAAACACAUAUUUCCCCCCCCCAAAAAUGUCAUUGGCGCUUCCCAGGGCGGCGAGGCUGCGCAGGGUGGACCAUGAGCAGCCAGAGCUGGAGCCUUGGGAGCGCGGUGCUGCGCCGGUGGGGCAGCCGCCGGUGGAGAGGGACGGGGGACAGCAUAGGGAGUUGAAGCCGCAGCAGCCUCGGGCCGGCCGUGGCGGUGGCGGUCUCCCUGCUGGUCGCGUCGGUCCCGCCAAUGAGCCGGGGGGCGGGGAGGGCGAGAAGGAAGACGAGUCCAUCCCACAUGCUGCCUGAUGCUCUCCUGAGCCGCGGACCUUGCGGUUUUCACGAAGGACCGGAACUGAGGCCUGAAAAGCCCGUCCGGGCUCACCGGGGCCUCAACCAGCUCUUUCCUCGUAGCUUUUGGGACGGUGGACUGCUGAAGUCACAGGAUCCGAUGGGUCUAGGUCUGCCAGACGGCCAUCCGGGCAGCGGUGACGUGGUGGUGGAGUUAGCCGCCAGCUUGGUGAAGGAGGACGCGAUGAGGGCGACGUUGGCGGAAGCGGAGUUCUGGAAGGCGCAUUGGUGGGUUCUGGGCAAUGCGGCCCAACCAAUGAGCUGCCUGGGAGGCCAGGAUGGGGUGCUGUCCGGGCGCCACCUGGACUGGCUUAACCCCGAAGAAGGUGGUGAGGGAAGGUUCCAGGGGGGGGACUGGGGGAAACCCCAGAUCCGAGAACCCCUCCACCUUCGUGAUGGGAACGUAGGUGGAGACCGGGACCCAGAGAACCUUCGGGUCCAUGGCAGCGCCCUCUUGAUACCACUUAAUCGGGGGAAAGCGCGGCCCGACCCGAUAUCGCUUAGCCGGCUGGCUAAGGGCGAGAACACCAGCCAUUUCAUCCGGUGGGGCAAACUCUUGGGCCAAGGGAAAGAGCAGGUGGCAGCAGGCAGAGGCACGCUGUAUGAAGGCGGGGAGCUCUCUGACGAGGCCGCCAAUGGAUGGCAGAGAGGUGGCGGCGGACUGCGGGAUGGAAACAUAGCCAGCGGGAGCCCCCUCGAGGCUGGGAUUGCCCUCAUGAAGGCCAGAUUCCUGGUCGAUGUUCUCUGAAGGUUGGAACGGGGGGAGAGGGGAGCGACUGGGGGACCCGUGGGGGGAGAGGGUGGAUUCGUCCGACUCCUGCUCCAUCAGCAACAGCAUCCCCAUCACUUCGUCCAGCGAGUGUGUGGGCUGGCACACUUCCUCGUUGAAGAUGGUGAAGUUAUCCGCCCGCCGUUGAUGCUCUUUGGAGGAGAGGAGAGCGCAGUACAGGCAGCGUGACUCGGAGGUGAGUGCCCACCCGGCAUAUGCCGGGCCGAGGCAAGCCUCACGUCGGGGAUGGAGAUCCCCCGGCAGGAUGAAGCCCGUCUUGCAGACCUCGCACAGCCGGAUUGAAGUGGCAUUGCCUCGCCCCGCUCUAGCCAGCAGAUUGGAGGACUGCAGUUUGUCAGAGAUCAGCUGUGCUUCUCUGGCCUCAGCUCUGAAGUCCAACCCCUCCCAUCUGAGAGAGCUGGAGCUGAGCAGGAACAGCCUGCAGGAUCCAGAUGUGCUGCUGCUGUCAGAUUUUCUGGAGAGUCCACACUGCAGACUGGAGACUCUGGGAUUGAGGGGCUGCAGUUUGUCAGAGAUCAGCUGUGCUUCUCUGGCCUCAGCUCUGAAGUC
Molecule: messenger RNA, 2389 nt
Organism: Micropterus salmoides (largemouth bass)
Lineage: Eukaryota; Metazoa; Chordata; Actinopteri; Centrarchiformes; Centrarchidae
Exons: 3
Coding region: 950-1798 (282 amino acids)
Source: RefSeq, a predicted model, not a curated record